AAAGUGAAAGGGUAAACAACAAUAUUGGGGGUGGUUCGAAUGUAAAUUGGGGUAAUGGUAGUUCAAGUGGAUCGGGAAGCUGGAUAAACGGGAGUGGAUCUAUGAGUGCAAGCGGAAGUUGGAUGAGUGGGAGUGGGUCCAUGAGUGCAAGUGGAAGCUGGAUAAGUGGAAAUGGCGGAGUGAAUGUUCAUAGACUCAAUGAUUAUGAUUUUGAGUUGCAAGUUGGAAAUGAACGUCACGCAAAUGUGCCGAUUUUAGUGGUUGGUACCAAAGCGGACCUCGUUAAACAAGAAUUAACGGGGCGCCAAAGGAGAUAUAGUAUCGUCGACGAGUAUGGUGGUGACUGUGUGAACCUGUGUACAUUGGCGCCCACUCAUUUUGAACCUAAUUCCAUAGCAUCCGAAAAGAUCGAUGCAUUUUUUGACAAAGUUAUCGAUAAAAAGUUUGGCUUCGCGGAACACCUGACAAGUCCAUCAUACGGAAAUCUUGGUACUUCAUCUUCAGCUCUAACAAAUAGAGAUGACAGAAGACGCGUAAUAAACAACGUAGGAGUCUCGAAUAGUAUUAUGACAAAUGGUUUGCCACCGAGUCCUGGUCUAUCUGGAUUCACCGGAUAUGCCAACAGCAAUGCCGGAGGAAAUGCACAUCCCAGGAUAAGUGGAGCCGCCAAAGAUAUCUCACCAGCCAAAAAGCAACAUUGGAAUGGGUUCCGAGGUUCAACAAUAUAUUCUAGUCAACCUAUGAAUGAAGAUAUUAAUGGAUCAUCAAGACCGCCUCCUCCUCCUAAUAAUAAUAAUCAUAGUUUGCGGGAGUCACGGUCUAGUUCUGCUACAAAUCUGCGAGAAUCAUAUAAUGCUAAGGAUCGCUUGAAUGAUAAUCGCAUGGAAAGCAAAAUGGAUUUUGUUAAUUGA
Messenger RNA from Acaulospora morrowiae, 911 nucleotides. NCBI's taxonomy places the organism in Eukaryota, Fungi, Glomeromycota, Glomeromycetes, Diversisporales, Acaulosporaceae. The record is from the annotation of a GenBank genome assembly.